AUGCCAGGAAAUUAUGGUACACAAGGGAUGAUAGAUUUCAUGAAUGAAAGCAAAUUAAUGGAUCUUUUGAACAGUUCAGAAUAUGUCCCUACUUAUGAAGAUAAGGAUGGGGACUGGAUGCUCGUGGGGGACGUACCAUGGGAGAUGUUUGUUGAUUCUUGCAAGCGCGUCCGAAUCAUGAAGGGAUCUGAAGCAAUUGGACUUGCACCACGAGCCAUGGAGAAAUGCAAGAACAGAUGCUAA
Striga hermonthica is the source of this 243-nucleotide messenger RNA. The record is from the annotation of a GenBank genome assembly. NCBI's taxonomy places the organism in Eukaryota, Viridiplantae, Streptophyta, Magnoliopsida, Lamiales, Orobanchaceae.